CCGGCAUCCAAUUAUUUGCAAUACAAGAUGGAUCAAACCUACAGGUCACUUGCAGACUGCAUCCUCAGCAAGUGGGAGGAAAAGAAAGCAAAAGCCGCUACCGCCAACGGCACCAAAAAUUCGACGCCUCGCCUCAUAGUCGCAGUAGCAGGCCCUCCCGGCUCCGGAAAGACAACAAUAGCCAACAAAGUUGUCGACAUUAUCAAUUCCUUCCCAUCAAAGAGCCCCAAAACUAUUGUGGUAUCUGCCGACGGUUUCCAUCUUCCACUUGCCACGCUGCGAAAACUACCCAAUGCUUCGGAAGCUCUUGCUCGCCGGGGAGCACCCUGGACUUUUGACGGCCAUGCCGCAGUGAGCCUGGUUCGAAAGCUCAAAACAAACACGCGCGCCCAGCCGGUUCUCGCGCCCACUUUUGAUCAUGCAAUCAAAGAUCCAGUGUCAGAUGGAUUACUCAUAGAGCCGGAUGUGGAUGUGUGCAUCUUGGAAGGUAAUUAUCUUCUCUGUGAUGAGCAUCCAUGGGAUGAAAUCGCAGAUCUUGUGGACGACAAGUGGUUUGUCCAUGUGGAACCGGAUUUGGCCUGCAGGCGGGUUGCAUCACGGCAUCUCGCAGCUGGGAUUGAAACAACAAUGGAAGGAGCAGUUCAUCGAGCGAAAACAAAUGAUCUGGUGAAUGGAGAAUUUAUUUUAUCUAAAAGUAGAGGCAGAUAUGAUGUGAUGAUAGAAAGCAUAGAAAUGAGAGCUUAGCGCAUUGAAUGCAAACUACAACGGAAAGGUAC
Messenger RNA from Trichoderma harzianum CBS 226.95, 776 nucleotides. RefSeq lists its product as hypothetical. Lineage: Eukaryota; Fungi; Ascomycota; Sordariomycetes; Hypocreales; Hypocreaceae. The transcript has a single exon. The record is from RefSeq and is a predicted model, not a curated record. Gene Ontology annotation, molecular function: ATP binding; kinase activity. Bases 28 to 744 code for a protein of 238 amino acids. Gene Ontology annotation, cellular component: cytoplasm.